GAUGCGAUCAUCUCGUCGGCACUGCCCUGGGCGAGGAUCGUGACGCCCGGAAAUUUCAGCCCAGCACGACUACGCUCGAGAAUGUCACCACCUGGAAUACCGAUAACUACGAGAUCGGACGGAUGCCGGACUCGCAGGGGCUGGCCGGCCCGGUCAAUGCAGAGAUGUCUGUCCAGUUCGUCAGCGAAUGGAUGGGGAUGAACAGUUCGUGGGACAUGGACGCGAAGGUGGUGUGGUUGGAGCGCCAAGACGCGGAGCGGGUGAAGCGCCGCGCGCCGCCGCUGGUGCCGGGCGCCCGA
Messenger RNA from Effrenium voratum, 299 nucleotides. The record is from the annotation of a GenBank genome assembly. NCBI's taxonomy places the organism in Eukaryota, Dinophyceae, Suessiales, Symbiodiniaceae.